AUGGUUUCCAAGACUCUUUUCACUGCUGCCGUUGUUGCUGCUGUUGGCGCCAAUGCCCAGCUUGACGGUAUUAUUUCUUCAAUUGCAGCUCAGAUUUCCAAUGGCCUUGUUUCUGGCAGAAAGGAUGGCGUUCCUGAAUCCCAGGCUGCCUCUGAGGUUGGUGAGAUUUUGAGCGUUAUCAACCGUAACUCUGAUGUUCAGAAUCUCUUUUCUGAGGCUGGAGGUCUUGUUCUUGGUGGCAUUAACUCAAAUGGUGUUAUUUCAUUUGCUUCUGCUGCUCAAGCUUCUCUUGCUGCUCUUCAGGGAUCUGAAGAUGGUAAGACUUUGGAGGCUUUGAUUUCCUCCCACGGUUCUGAUUUGGACGGACCUAAGGCUUACACUAUUAUUACCAAUAAUCUUUCACCUGUUUUGAAUUUGGUUAUCCCCCAGAUUUCUUCUCUUUCUGCUGGUGAUCAGAAUGUUGCUUCUGCCGUUAACCAGCUUACUGAUGCCGCCAAGGGUGUUGUUGCAAAGUAUGGUCUUGAUGGCUCUUCUGCUGCCCCUGCCACUAGUGCAGUUUCUUCUGUUUCUGAGACUGCCAGUGUUGUUGUUUCUUCUUCAACUAUUGUUUCUUCUUCAGUUGUUGCUGUUUCUUCAAGUGUAGCUGAAUCAUCUAUUGCCAGUGGUUCUGUCAGCCCCUCUGUUGUUUCUUCAGUCUCUACUGUUGUCAGCACUGCUUCUGCCGCAAGCUCUGCUGCCACUGCUUCUGACUCUGGUGCUGUUGUUACCACUACACACACUGCUUCUGCUACCACUCACACUAGCAGUGCAUCUCAUUCUGCUUCUUCUUCUGUUCCUCAGGUUAAUGGUCAGGGUCAGAAUACUGUCCAGAUCAUUGCUCUUGGUGGUGCUGCCGCUGCCCUCUUUCUUCUUUAA
Molecule: messenger RNA, 915 nt
Organism: Magnusiomyces paraingens
Lineage: Eukaryota; Fungi; Ascomycota; Dipodascomycetes; Dipodascales; Dipodascaceae
Exons: 1
Coding region: 1-915 (304 amino acids)
Source: RefSeq, a predicted model, not a curated record